This is a messenger RNA of Dibothriocephalus latus, 429 nucleotides long. The record is from the annotation of a GenBank genome assembly. Lineage: Eukaryota; Metazoa; Platyhelminthes; Cestoda; Diphyllobothriidea; Diphyllobothriidae.
AUGAAUGACCUUCAAGGCUGUGGCCAAGAGUGGCCGCUCGAAUGUCUGCCCCCAGACAUCACUCCGGAACUAGCCCGCCUUGUGGCUAAACGUAGGCUCCGAUCGCCAAUACUUCGUCCUUACUAUUCUGCUUUCCGUCUCUACGGAAUUCACUAUUCCUUCUGGUAUCACCCGCCUUGGUACUUCUUAUCAACACGAACCGGUACGCCAAGAGCCCGUAAGAGAGACUGGGAGAAGACCAGUCUGCCAGACAGAGUCUACGCCGACAAGAGCACGGUAAAGAGCGUCAAUGUAAACCAGCGCAAGUCAAGUCAGACACAGGGUGCAUGUACUUUAAAGGGGACGCGAGAGACAUUGUCCGACAAUGGGUCAAUUCGGAUUGAGCAGACAAGAUUGGCUCACGGCAAGCGGCUCUCGCGACACCGUUGA